ACUGGUUUAAAUUUCAUUGUUUCCAUCAAUCAUUUCAUCAGUAAUGCUGGUCUGAAAGUCAGAUCUGAGUCAUUCAUUUGCUAAGCUUCUCCAAGGUCUUGCCAGAUCCAACUUUGCUGGAUUUCUCUUGAAACACGGACCAAUUACUUCAAGUUGAUCUGUGGUCAAUGAUAAGUUGUCCGGGCUUGAAGCAGAAUCAACAGAAAAUAGGGUCCCCAUCGACAGCAGUCAAUCUCAGCGACUCCUCCAGUGGCUCCACAGGAAUCUGGAGUUGCUCCACUAGCUCGGUGUGGAUAAAGUCCCCUUCAGCUACAGAAUCAAUUAAUGCUGAGAAUACAAAGACAGACUGAGGGCAGUUAACUGUCACAGGAAGAAGCUGGAACAUUUGCUGUUUAUACACUGAAGAGAGAAAACAAUAACCGAUAAUGGCUAACGGCAGAGAAUGGAUUUCAGGUAAAAGUUCCAGAGACAUACCUUACAAGUAUUGUGAGGGGAAGCAUGUGAAUUUAACUCAACUGGAAGAGGACUUCCCUGACCAUCGCUACCUGAAGAAGAAAAGUAUUCUCUGUUAUCCUGAGUGUGUGUUCAGGGCGCCCAAAGUUUGCCAUGUAACUAAUCAGAGUGGUCUUGAGGGAAUACUCAAAGAUGGAGGAUUCCAAGGGAAGGACAGCUUCCUGUGGUGGAGCCUUUCAGUGUCUGAUGACACUGCUGUGAAAAUUCAAAAUUUUUCUGAGCAUUGGCAAAGGUUGGACCAGGUGCCUUUACUGAAAGAAUUCACCACUUCACCCGCAUUCCAGAGUAAAUCUCGUUAUGGCAAUUUUUGCUUUACUUUUAAUCUAAGAGCGCUUCUGAAUAUAUACAGCAAGGAGUACUGUAACAGAACUGCUCCAAUUCUGCGUGUGCUAGGCACCCGCUUCUUCAAGCAAGAGGUUCUCUAUGUAAUUUUGGUGCAUCCACGAUAUAUGACGCGCUAUAGCAAAUACCCUCGCUUACCCUUUAAUGAUAAACGUUUGUGUGGGUACAGGUUUGGGAAUCUGUCCUGGCGCUGCCAGUCUCCUUCAGAUAACUAUAAACACUGCCUGGGGCAGAAUGAUGAAGGUGAUAUGGUUGCCAUACCUCUGAGAGAGUCAGAAUAUUUUGUAUGGGAUAAUGUAGCCGUGGCUUUCCAUAUGGAGCAAAAUUGGUUACUACCUGUAAGUCACAGCCGGCUAUUCAAAAACUUGAGUGUAUGUGAGAGAGCUUCGCCAGAUCUGUCAAAUGAUCCAGAAAUGUCUCUCUCAGAGGCUGAGGCAGAAGUAGAGAAAUUGAGAAAUAAAUAUCUAUCCUGAAAUAUCUAUCAGAGGUGAUUGGUCUUGCUUCUAUAGUUUCAUGGAAGCUUUGUAAUUCUAUCAAAUACACUCAGACUACUUAAGUAAAAUCAGAAGGUAUGUCUAAAUGAAACUAAUAUGCCACAGCACUGUUAUAUUCUCAAUUCUGAUUGGUCAGACCGUGCUGAUUAAUUUUCUAUAACAGCAACUCUGACAAUUCUAAUGAUAUGGUUCUUGUAAUAUGUUCUUGUCAUACAUCAAAUUGUUGAUAUAAUGAAACGUUCUGCAAGAUGUUCAUUUAACAUUUAUGGAAAGAGUCUUCACUGUCAGCACUGUAAUAAUGUUCUAAAAUUUAGUAAGCUUUCUUGCACCAGAUGACAUGAGAGAAGACCGUCUGAUCUCCUAAUGAUGUCCACUAGAUGGUUGUGAAACACCAUGGAGCCUAUUGUUGAACCUCUGUCUUUUAUUAUAUUGAAUACAACCCCG
This is a messenger RNA of Neoarius graeffei (lesser salmon catfish), 1793 nucleotides long. RefSeq lists its product as uncharacterized. NCBI's taxonomy places the organism in Eukaryota, Metazoa, Chordata, Actinopteri, Siluriformes, Ariidae. The transcript has 5 exons. The coding region runs from base 426 to 1328 and encodes 300 amino acids. The record is from RefSeq and is a predicted model, not a curated record.